AUUAACCCACUAACUCUAAACAUCAUCACACUAACACUACUCUCAGGAACCAUAAUCACAAUAUUUAGCUCACACUGACUCCCAGCCUGAAUUGGCCUAGAAAUAAACAUAUUCGCAAUAAUCCCUAUCCUAAUACUAAAACACAACCCACGAUCAACAGAAGCAGCCACCAAAUAUUUCCUUGUACAAACCACAGCAUCCGCACUUCUAAUAAUAGCCGUAAUAAUUAACUUCAUAUACUCCGGCCAAUGAACAAUUAUAAAAAUCUCCAACCCACUGGCAACACACAUCAUCACCAUCUCCAUCACCAUAAAAAUAGGACUAGCCCCAUUCCACUUCUGAGUACCAGAAGUAACCCAAGGAACCCCAUUACUCCCAGGAAUAAUCCUACUAACAUGACAAAAACUAGCCCCCAUCACAAUCAUAUCUCAAAUCACAACCUCCAUCAACCCCACACUCCUACUCAUGAUAGCUGUACUCUCCAUUAUAGUUGGGGGCUGAGGAGGACUAAACCAAACACAACUACGAAAAAUCAUAGCCUAUUCAUCUAUCGCCCACAUAGGAUGAAUAACAGCCAUCAUUACAUACAACCCCACCUUAAUAACCUUAAACCUCACAAUCUACCUACUCACAACAACCUCAAUAUUCCUUCUACUCAUACCACAAUCAUCAACCACCACUCUGGCACUAACACACACAUGAAAUACCACACCACUCCUAACCACCCUAAUAACAACCGUAUUACUAUCAAUAGGAGGACUUCCCCCCCUAUCAGGAUUCCUACCCAAAUGAAUAAUCAUCCAGGAGAUAACAAAAAAUAACCUAAUUGUAAUACCCACAAUAAUAGCCAUCCUAGCACUACUCAACCUCUACUUUUAUAUACGCCUCAUCUACUCCACAUCACUCACACUAUUUCCAACCACUAACAACACUAAAAUCAAAUGACAAUUUAAACCCACCACACCACCACCCCUCACACCAACUCUGAUUAUCCUAUCCACAACAAUUAUUCCCCUAUCACCAAUACUAUGCAUCCUAGAAUAG
Messenger RNA from Choloepus didactylus (southern two-toed sloth), 1044 nucleotides. The record is from the annotation of a RefSeq genome assembly. NCBI's taxonomy places the organism in Eukaryota, Metazoa, Chordata, Mammalia, Pilosa, Megalonychidae.